Messenger RNA from Oreochromis aureus, 1603 nucleotides. Its product is annotated as class I histocompatibility antigen, F10 alpha chain-like. Gene Ontology annotation, cellular component: external side of plasma membrane. The record is from RefSeq and is a predicted model, not a curated record. The transcript has 8 exons. The coding region runs from base 97 to 1161 and encodes 354 amino acids. Gene Ontology annotation, biological process: immune response. Lineage: Eukaryota; Metazoa; Chordata; Actinopteri; Cichliformes; Cichlidae.
CUUUGAUACUUGAGCUCGAAGCAUGGAGGCGCUUUUUCUAGACAAGCGAGCAGACAAAGUCUGUUAAAGGUUUGAAUGUAUAUGGUCACAAUGUGAAUGUUUAUGGUCACAAUGAAGGCCUUCAUCUUCGUUUUUCUCCUGGGAAUACAGGGGGCAGUGGCAGUGACCCACUCGCUGAAGUAUUUCCUUACUGCGUCCUCUCAAGUCCCAAACUUCCCAGAGUUUGUCACUGUUGGGAUGGUUGAUGAUGUUCAGGUUGAUUAUUAUGACAGCAACACGGAGAAAGCUGUGCCCAAACAGGACUGGUUUGCCAGGAACACAGAUCAGCAGUACUGGGAGGGGAACACUGAUAUCUCCAGGGUUCAGCAGCAGCUGUUCAAAGACAACAUUGAAACUGCAAAGCAGCGCUUCAACCAAACUGGAGGUGUUCACAUUGUCCAGCAGAUGUACGGCUGUGAAUGGGAUGAAGAAACAGGUGAAGUGAAUGGAUAUGAGCAAUACGGCUAUGAUGGAGAGGACUUCAUAAGCUUUGAACUGAAGACAGAGACGUGGGUCGCUCCUGUACAUGAGGCUCUCAUCACCAAACGGAAGUUGGAUCAUGCUCUGACUGUUCGGAAAAAGAACUACCUCACCCAGAUUUGUCCUGAGUCGCUGAAGAAGUAUGUGAACUAUGGGAGGAGCUCUCUGAUGAGGACAGUUCUUCCCUCAGUGUCUCUCCUCCAAAGGUCUUCCUCCUCUCUGGUCACCUGCCACGCUACAGGUUUCUAUCCUAACAGAGCCAAGAUGGUCUGGAAAAAAGAUGGAGUGGAGUUUCAUAAGGGUGUGAACAAAGGAGAGAUUCUCACCAACAAUGACGGGACCUUCCAGAUGAGUGUUGACCUGGAUGUCUCAUCAGUCAAACCUGAAGACUGGCACAGAUACAGAUGUGUGUUUCAGCUCUCUGGUGUGAACGAGGACAUCGUCACCAGACUGGACAAAGCCGUGAUCAAGACCAAUGAAAGAAGUUCCUUCUCCCUGAUCAUCACUGUUGUUGUUACUGUGGUUGUUCUUGCUGCCAUCGCUGUGAUCGCAUUCAUUAUUUACAAAAAGAGGACAGAGAGACCUCCCCCAUCUCCUGCAGAGAACCGUGAAGUCCAGGAGCAAAUGCUUCCUCAAGACUAAACCACAAACAGCUCUGCACACAAGAACCUGACAGAAGACGUGUCAGCUCGUUCUUCUCCAUAAACUGGAAUUCAUUGAAUUCGUUGAUUGUUCACAUCAUAAAAUCUGUUAAAAAAAGAUCUAAAAUCUAAAAUAUAGUUGCAGGUGGUUUGUGAGUCACACAAGAGCAGUUCCACUGCUGGUUCAGAUAGAGGGAGAGGAGGUGGAGGCGGUACAAGUACAAGUACCUCGGGCUGUGGGUGGACAACAAGCUGGACUGGUCAUGCAACACAGAGAACCUGUAUAAUAAAGCCCAAAGCCGACUGUACUUCCUGGGGAGGCUGAGGUCUUUUAACAUCUGCAGGAAGCUCCUGAGGAUGUUUUACCAGUCGGUGGUUGCUGGAGUACUUUUCUAUGCUGUGGUGUGCAGGGGGAGCAGCACAGCAAAGAAGGAUCAUCCAGG